AACUUUCCUGAUCGGAGGCUAUUGUUUUUCCGGCUUAAAAAUUACAAGCCGACGGCGGGCAGCUGAGAUCGACUCAUUCAAGGUGACCUGUGCUCCACAUUUCUUGUUUUCUGUUUGGUUCUUAAGAAAAUGUAGGGAAUAUGAAAGGAAACCGUUUCAUAACAGUUGAUCAGAUCCAUGACAUUAGAAGUGACUUGGGUCUAGUCCAUUGAUAAUUUUCAUAUUCCUUUCUGUUUUCCUGUUAGCUAGUUGUUGAAAGAAGAUGGCAGAGGGUGAUGAUAUUCAGCCCCUCGUCUGUGAUAAUGGGACUGGAAUGGUUAAGGCCGGGUUUGCUGGUGAUGAUGCUCCAAGGGCCAUGUUUCCCAGCAUUGUGGGACGUCCACGGAACACUGGUGUGAUGGUUGGGAUGGGCCAAAAAGAUGCAUAUGUUGGGGAUGAAGCUCAGUCUAAGCGUGGUAUUUUGACUCUGAAAUAUCCGAUUGACCAUGGCAUUGUUAACAGCUGGGAUGAUAUGGAGAAGAUUUGGCAUCACACCUUCUACAAUGAACUCCGUGUGGCCCCAGAAGAACACCCUGUUCUGCUUCUCAGCACCUCUCAACGCAAAAGCAAAUCGUACUGGUGCUCUGAUAAAAUCUUGACCGAACGUGGUUACUCGUUCACCACUACAGCUGAACGUGAAAUUGUGAGAGACAUGAAAGAGAAGCUGGCAUAUAUUGCCCUUGACUUUGAGCAAGAGCUAGAAACUUCCAAAACUAGCUCUUCUGUUGGUAAGAGCUAUGAGUUGCCUGAUGGCCAAGUCAUCACCAUUGGUGCUGAGCGCUUCUGAUGCCCAGAAGUCCUUUUUCAGUCGUCCAUGAUUGGAAUGGAAGCUGUCGACAUUCACGAAAAUACCUAUAACUCCAUAAUGAAGUGUAAUGUCGAUA
Rubroshorea leprosula is the source of this 923-nucleotide messenger RNA. Lineage: Eukaryota; Viridiplantae; Streptophyta; Magnoliopsida; Malvales; Dipterocarpaceae. The record is from the annotation of a GenBank genome assembly.